CGUGCAAGGUCGGUAGUCCGUCCGCCGGCCCGUCUGGGUAGACGCUUGGCGGACCUGUGACCGUCGCCGUGCGUUAGCCACGUAUGAGGGGCACAACAGAAUGUCAGCCACAUGUACUAAUGCUUCGCAGUCUGCUGCACCCAUCCAAGUUCCAACAAUUAAUUCGUGACGUGCACCCACAAGACCAAGAAGUUGUUCAACAAUCGUCGAAGUUCAUCGCCAUGUUCAGGUACUGUGAGUGUAGCUACGUACGACACCACUGCCGCUUCCUUACCACAAGCGAACCGCCUGAUCGAGGUAAUGUGCCCGACUCCCCGCCAGGUUACUGCGUGACCUUCUCUUUGCCACCCGAGCUAAGUCCUCAUCCCACUCGCCUGGUUGCCAUGGAUCAGCACUACGCGAAGCAACGAAACAGACAGUCAGCCAAGGCCAUUGCGUUCUUUCGGGUCGGUGUUCUAGGAUGAAUUGCAUCGAAGAAUCCGCAGCAACACAGUUACACCGUCACACAUGCGGAUUGUGCUUCAAGAUCAUUGCGUGACGGCCUCGCG
Molecule: messenger RNA, 548 nt
Organism: Baudoinia panamericana UAMH 10762
Lineage: Eukaryota; Fungi; Ascomycota; Dothideomycetes; Mycosphaerellales; Teratosphaeriaceae
Exons: 1
Coding region: 84-464 (126 amino acids)
Source: RefSeq, a predicted model, not a curated record